CAGAUUUUCUUGGCAGCGUUGUGUUUCGUUUAUUUUGCCAAAGCGCUGGCCGGGAGUUACCUGAAAAGCACCAUCACCCAAAUAGAGCGGCGAUUCGACAUCCCCUCUGCCCUUGUCGGCGUCAUCGAUGGCAGCUUUGAGAUUGGGAACCUGCUGGUGAUCACGUUGGUGAGCUAUUUCGGCACUCGGUUACAUAGACCCAGAAUCAUCGGAAUGGGCUGCCUGAUUAUGGCGGCCGGAACGUUUCUAAUUGCGAUGCCGCAUUUCUUUAUGGGUCGUUAUACCUAUGAGAGACCCCCAGUGCCUUCUGCUAAUUCUUCUAUCAACGUCUCUCCAUGUGCCCGAGACUCUAGGAACCCGACGGUUAUUCCCACGGAAAAUCCUCACGUGAAUCUCGGCACCGGAUGUGACAAAGACUUCGGGAACUCAAUGUGGAUUUACGUUUUGUUGGGAAAUCUCCUGCGAGGAAUCGGAGAAGCCCCCAUCCAACCGCUGGGCAUUUCCUACAUUGAUGACUACGCCAGUGAGGACAACACCGCCUUCUAUAUUGGCUGUGUGCAGACGUCGGCCGUUAUUGGGCCAAUAUUUGGCUUCCUCUUGGGAUCCCUGUGUGCCAAGCUCUUCGUUGACAUUGGAUCAGUGAACCUAGACAGCGUUACCAUCACCCCGGCCGACGCCCAGUGGGUGGGAGCCUGGUGGCUGGGGUACUUAAUAGCCGGAGGGAUCAUCGUAUUGGCCACCAUACCCUUCUGGUUCCUACCCAAGGAGCAGCCGCGAGUAGAAACGGGCAAAACUCCCAGCACCCCCUCCGAGCAGUCGAGAUUUAUCCUUGAGGAGCAGAAAGAGGCAACUACGGAGCAAGAUGGGGUUCAUUUGCUGAACAUGGCGAAAGAUUUCCUGCCGUCGGUGAAGGAUCUUUUUGGGAACCCGGUGUAUUUCCUGUAUCUGUGUGGGAGCGUCUUCCAGUACAACUCCCUGAUCGGCAUGGUCACCUACAAACCCAAGUACAUCGAGCAGCAGUACGGACAAACCUCCUCCAAGACAAACUUCCUAAUAGGUCUCAUCAACAUCCCGGCCGUGGCCCUGGGCAUUUUCUCCGGGGGGGUCAUCAUGAAAAGGUUCAGAAUAAAUAUCCUGGGGGCAGCAAAACUCUUACUGGGUCCCUCACUCUUGGGGUACCUGGUGCUCCUCUCGUUGUUCGCAAUGGGGUGCAAGAACUCCUCCGUGGCCGGACUGACCGUCUCUUACCAAGGCUCUGCCCAGAUCUCCUAUCAAGAAAAUGAGGUGUCUGAGUGCAAUGUGGGGUGCAAGUGCCCCCAGACCCACUGGGAUCCAGUCUGUGGGGAGAAUGGACUUACCUACUACUCUGCCUGCUUUGCCGGAUGCCGGGUCUCCAAUGGGACGGGGAAGAGGGCGGAGUUCUAUAACUGUAGCUGUGUGGGGGCCCCGAUGUCCCAGCCCGGGGGGGGCGGUUCCGCAGUGGCGGGUCCCUGUGCAAGAGGAACCGAUUGCUCCAACAUGUUCCUUUACUUUGUGGUGACGUCCGUGAUGACCUCCUUCGCCCUGUCACUAGGGGGCACCCCCGGGUACAUGCUCCUCCUCAGGUGCAUCAAGCCGGAGCUGAAAUCCUUUGCGUUGGGCAUUUACACACUGGUCAUACGGGUUCUUGCGGGGAUCCCGGCACCCAUGUACCUGGGGGCGCUAAUAGACACCGUGUGCCUGAGAUGGAGCAGCAGGAGCUGCGCUGGGAGAGGGGCCUGUAGGUUCUACAACACGGACGCUUUCCGGUACAUAUACCUUGGCAUGACGUUGGCACUGGGGACAGUGUUUAUCUUUAUGACGGCGGCUGUUGUACUGAUGGUACAAAAACGCUUCCACCCAACAGAGAAUAAGGCUGAGGAUGAUGGGUGUGCAAGUUCAGCUUUGCCCCAGAAUGGGAAUCUUGCCAGUAAUUUACAUUUGUUACAAACAACACACUGGGCCCAAAAGGAGACCCGACUCUAAAGGGAGAGAAAUGGAGAUGUUCUGGAAUGGAAAGUUCCAUUGGGCUUAAUAACCAAAGGUUCCCCCAAUUGGAGAAGAUGGAUCCACUUCCUUGGCUCAACCUGCUGAUCAGAACAUCCUGCACUGCACUAAACUGGUCUCUAGUUGGGAUCGGAUCAGCACCUACACUGGCUGUGUCUUAUAACCCAGUGGCUGAACUACAGCCUAUAGGAGUGAUAGUGGGUUUCCUUCCCAGAAUUCCCUUUUAACUUUCAUACAUAUAAGAGACUCUCUUCACUCAAGAUCCUUGUGGACCUAUAUUGGG
Xenopus tropicalis (tropical clawed frog) is the source of this 2308-nucleotide messenger RNA. RefSeq names its product solute carrier organic anion transporter family member 1C1 (gene slco1c1). Lineage: Eukaryota; Metazoa; Chordata; Amphibia; Anura; Pipidae. The record is from RefSeq and is a predicted model, not a curated record. Gene Ontology annotation, molecular function: transmembrane transporter activity; serine-type endopeptidase inhibitor activity. Gene Ontology annotation, cellular component: plasma membrane; membrane. Gene Ontology annotation, biological process: transmembrane transport. The transcript has 13 exons. The coding region runs from base 214 to 2004 and encodes 596 amino acids.